Sabethes cyaneus is the source of this 2834-nucleotide messenger RNA. RefSeq lists its product as uncharacterized. The record is from RefSeq and is a predicted model, not a curated record. The coding region runs from base 1 to 2643 and encodes 880 amino acids. The transcript is spliced from 4 exons. NCBI's taxonomy places the organism in Eukaryota, Metazoa, Arthropoda, Insecta, Diptera, Culicidae.
AUGACGAGUUUGACAAUAGACGCAUCUUUGGAUACAAGCGGUGCAAUGGCCACUCUACAGCAAAUAGGCCUCGAAUUAUUCACACCCUUUAACGCUCUGUUCACCGCAAUUCAGACUGCAUCAUCGGCAGCGUGUUGUGAUCCAAUCGCCGCUGUCCUAACAGCUCUGACAACCGCAGAGGGAACUAUCAACACUGCAAUGAUUGCUGCUCAACCUUUGCAAGCUAUUCUUAAGGCAACCACAUACACUUCGAUAGUCACUAGUUUGCAAACUAUGUUAGACUCAACGUCGGCCGCUGCUGAUGCUUUUACUAACCUUCAAACGUUGCUGUUGGAAGUUGCAAGUACAAGUCCUGCAUACACAGCGUCUACCGUCACAAAAGUUAUUACAUGGAACAUUGGAUCGUCCGUCGCUACACCCCUGAAAACUCUAAUUGGUGGCGUAACAUCUGCCACUGCCAUAGGGACUGCCAUCGUUAAAGAUAUAAAAACCGCGGCAACUAUUGUUGCCAAAACAAACACAGCUAUUAACAAAGGGGUAACCGCAUUAGUCAAACCCUGGACGGCUUUCACUAAAAGCGUGAACGACGCCACUGCAUCGAUUACUAAGACCUCAACUAGUUCCAUUGCAAGUAUCUCAACAUCCUAUAACGCAGUUUUGAUCAAGGCUUCCAACUACAAUGGCGGAGAUAUGUCCGAUCUGACCACCUUCCUGGCCACCUUUCCAGUUGUGAGCCAAACUACACUCACUACAGUAUUGACCGGUGCAACAACUGCUCUAAAUGCAAUUAUGGACGCUCUAACUGAUCAGGAAGCGAUAAUAAUACCGGCCAUUGUCGAUGCAACUAAAACCAUGAUUUCUACGGCCUUAACCAGUCAGAGCAGUUUUGCCGUCACCUGCUUAACCAAGUAUUCUGCCAUACUGCAGGGCAAUAGCGUAUCGAUGUCACGGUUAUCGGGCUGUGUGUCUUCCGAAAGCAGCAGUGUUUCGAUGAUGGUAUCGACAGUAUCACAGGAACUUGCUAGUAUAGUUUCUGCCUUCAGCUCGGCAGCCGCCAGGCUGAACCUCUGUACGGUUCCCAAUGGGCAUUGCAGUGAAGUGAUUUUCGCGUCGUUCGAGGAAUUGACGAACCGCGCCACGGAUAUGUUCGGCGCAGCCGCCACGAUUGCCACGGUUUAUGAUGCUACGCUAACGCUUCGUGCCAGUACAUGUUUAGCAGCUGUCUCGGGUGACAUUCAGGAUGUGAUAACACAAACUGCCGCGAGUUUCGAUACCUGUCUCGUAACAGCCCAGAUAAAAACUGCAAUUGCACCUAGUGUUAAAGCAUUGCAGACAGCAAUCACGGGAAUAACGAUAGACCCAACUUUGGAUACAAGUGGAGCGUUGACCGUUCUGAAGCAAUUAGGUACCGAUUUGCUAACUCCUAUUACCGGUCUGUUCACCGCCAUUCAGACUGCAUUAACAGCACCCUGUUGUGAUCCAACUGCUGUACUUACUCCAGUCCAAACAGCGCUAACAGCCGCACAGGCAGCUAUCACAACUGCACAAACAACUGUGCAACCUUUGCAAGCGGUUGUUAAGGCCAGCACAUACACAUCGUUAACCUCUGGCCUGCAAGCUAUGUUAGACGCAAUUACAGCCUCCACUACUUCUUUUACCAAUUUUCAAAUGUUGCUAGUCCAAGUUGCAAGUGCAAGUCCUCCGUAUACAGCGUCUACCGUCACAAAAGUUAUUACAGCGGACGUUGCAGCGGCAGUGGCUGCACCGCUAAAAGCUCUAGUUAGUGGUAUAUCAUCUGUAAGUGCCGUGGUCACCACCGUCAAUAAGGAUGUAACAACCGCCGUAUCUAUUGUAGCGAAGACAAAUACAGCUAUCAAUAAAGGAGUAGCCGCAUUAGUCAAGCCCUGGACCGCUUUUACUAAGGCCGUGAAUGAUGCCAUAGCGUCGAUUGCCAAGACGUCAGCCAGUUCCAUUUCUAGUAUCACAUCAUCGUACAAUGCUGUUUUAACCAAGUCUACCAUGUACAAUAUGGGAGACAUGACUCUUCUGAACACCUUCUUAGCCGCCUUUCCAGGCCUGAGUCAAACCACACUCACUACAGUACAAACUGGUGCAGCAGGUGUUCUAAUGGCAACUCUAACCGCUCUAACGGACCAGGAAGCGCUAAUAACACCGGCCAUAACCACGGCAGUUAACACCAUGAUCACUACGGCCUCAACCAGCCAGAGCAGUUUUGCCGCCACCUGCUUAAAUAAGUACUCUACUGUGCUGCAGGGCAAUACCGUAGCGAUGUCACUGUUAGGGGGCUGCGUGACUCCCGAAACCAGCAGUGUUUCGAUGAUGGUAUCGACAGUGUCAGCGGAACUUGCUAGUAUAGUUUCUGCCUCUAACGCGGCAGCCGUUAAGCUGAACCUCUGUACGGUUGCGAACGGGCAAUGCAGUGUAGCGGUUUUCAUGGCGUUUACGGACUUGGGGACGCGCAUCAUGGACAUGUUCGGCGCCGCCGGUACGAUUGCCACGGUAUUUGACGCUACGCAAACGCUUCGUGUCAGCACAUGUUUGGCAGCUGUAUCCGCUGACAUUCAGGAUGUGGUAGCGCAGGCUCAGGCGAGUUUCACUACCUGCCUCACAACGGGCAAAUAAAUAGACCAGCUUUGCGACGGCUAGACUGAUUUUGCUUCGAACAUUUCCAAAAAAAAAGUGUCGGGAAUGAAAGAUUUGAUAAGGAUGAAAUUUUAUGCCAGGGUAUGGCAAACCUUACAAAAACAACGUUUGUAACCGAAGGGUUUGUACCCAUGCCAUGCUCAAUAAAAUCAUUUUAAGUUUGUAUAAAA